CUGAGUUGUGAGUUAGAAUAUUAUUUGUUUGCAGGAAUUCCAAUCAGAACAACUCUUGAUAACUCUACAACAGUCCAGUAUGCAGGUCUUCUUCAUCAGCUCACCAUGAAAGCUAGGAGCACAGUGAGAGAUAUUGAUCCUCAGAAUGAUCUAACCUUUCUUAGGAUCAGAUCAAAGAAACAUGAAAUCAUGGUAGCUCCAGAUAAGGAGUAUCUCCUGAUCGUUAUUCAGAACCCAUGCGAAUAGUCCUACUGCAGCAAUAUUUUUAGAGACAGUGAUGUAGCUCUACUUUUUAAACUAAUAUUCUUUACUGAUAUUUAAUAUCAAACAUACCACUGAGUAAUUUUACAUAAUGUGUAACUGUCAUGACUGAAAUGUUGCCAAAUUAAAGUUUUCAGUUGUAGCUAUGUCAAUUUCUGCCUGAGCAAACCAUAGUGCACAAAUUAAAAUAGUGUGUGUUUAUCUUGGUACUCAGAAGAGCAAUAAUAAAGCAAAAUGCUUAAAACCCUUUUUAAUGGA
Molecule: messenger RNA, 519 nt
Organism: Struthio camelus australis
Lineage: Eukaryota; Metazoa; Chordata; Aves; Struthioniformes; Struthionidae
Source: RefSeq, a predicted model, not a curated record